AAUAUAUUUCUUGUUUUCUUGCUUAUUUCCAGUUCUUAUUUAACGUCCAAUUGAAUCACAGAACUUAAAAACGUGAAAUAAUCCUGUUCGAAUUGAAACUGUUCAAUAUGAUCACUGUAUUUUAAUGCUCAUCCAACCUUUUUAACCUAAAUCAAGAGUUUAAUAAAUUCAAUCAAUAACCAGUUUAUAACGCUAUCACCUGUAAAUUAUUUAUCUUACACCACAACGAGUUUCAACUUCAAGGUAUUUCAUUCAAUAAUCACAAAGUGAACUGCUGAAUAGAUUCAAUGUGUAUCAAGAUGUCCUUCAAAUGAUUGUGUAAAGAUUCAAAAAUGAAAUACAGAUAAUCCACUCAAUUGUAAACAUGUUGCUUUUCAAUACUCUAGAAGUCUCACUGCCAUUGUUGACCACAUUUCUUGUGCUGCUGAGUUGCUGGCUAUUUGUCCAUUUGGCAAAAUUAAUUCGAAGAUAUAAUCAACUGCCACCUGGACCAUGGGGAUUACCAAUUUUUGGAUACUUUCCAUUUUUAAAGCAAAACAGGAAUUUACAGUUUGACCAGCUUUCUAAAAAGUAUGGACCCGUUUUCAGCAUGCGAUUGGGUUCAAAGGAUGUUGUCGUCAUUAAUGAUUGGCAUCACAUGAAAGAAGCGUUUGCUAAUAACUCAUUACUUGCUCGACCCAAUCAACUACUCUUGUUACCAGGUAUUGUCCAAGUGCGUUCAAUAGUGGAAAUGUCUGGUUAUCCUUGGCGUGAACACAGGCGACUAUCAUUGCGUGUACUUCGUGAUGUUGGUUUAGGCAAAAGUCGAGUUGAAAAGCUGAUUAUGGAAGAAAUAGAACAAUUUUGUGGCGAACUUGAAAAAGGUCCAUUUGAUGAUUUCAUUACUAAAUUGUUACCAAGUGUUUCCAAUAAUAUUGCCAACUUAUUGCUUGGCCAUUGCUUCAAAUACAAUGAUCCGAUCAAAAUCAGUCUGGACAACAGUGUCAAUCAAAUUUCUAAAGCAUUCCAGUUUAUCGGUAUGCAAGUAUUUUUACCCUGGCUGAUCAAACCACUCAUUGCUCUGAAAAAAACAAAUCUCAAUAUUUUAAAGGAAUACAUCGCCAUCAUGGACAAUUAUGUACAAUCAGAACUUGAAAUGCACAAAGCUAAUUUUGAGCAAGGAAAAAUUGAUGAUUACAUUGAUGGCUAUCUGAAUGAGCUCAGUAAACGAUCCGGUGAAUCCGAUAUAUUCAAUAGUGAUAUAUUGAAGCGAAAUGUAAUUGACUUUUUUCGUGCUGGCACCGGGACUGUUUUAGCAACCUUAUCAUGGGCCAUCUUAUAUUUGGUCAAAUAUCCUGAUUAUCAAGAUAAAAUUCGGUCAGAAAUACAUGAAGUCAUUGGAGUAAACAAUAAACCUGAUUAUUCUUAUCGUACUCGCAUGCCAGUGACAAUGUCUUUUAUCGCUGAAGUAAGCCGUUUAGGCUCUGUGGUUGGAUCAAGUGUAAUUAGGAGAGCUUCACAAGACACCAAAAUUGGUAAAUAUACGAUUCCAGAAGACACUAUUGUUAUAUUCAACUUUUGGUCAAUUCAUCGAGAUCCACGAUUAUGGACUAAUCCUGAUGAGUUUAAUCCAAGCCGCUUUCUAACUCAAGAUGGUAAAGUUGAAAAACCAUCUUACUUGAUCCCUUUCAGCGGUGGUAAAAGGAUCUGUCCGGGUGAAGGAUUUGCCAAUGUCGAGUUGUUUUUGUAUAUUGUUUGUAUGGUCCAGCGUUAUAAGAUAAAAACCACAUCCGAGGAAGAAAUAUCAUUAGAAGGAGAUUUUAGCACCGUUCGUCGACCAAGCAAUAUGCCAAGAUUGAUGUUUGAAAAAAUUAAGAUUAAUCAAUAACCCAAAACUAUUUUGAUUUUAAUAAACAUUUGAUCUUUGACUCAA
Molecule: messenger RNA, 1912 nt
Organism: Tetranychus urticae (two-spotted spider mite)
Lineage: Eukaryota; Metazoa; Arthropoda; Arachnida; Trombidiformes; Tetranychidae
Product: cytochrome P450 2J2
Biological process (GO): xenobiotic metabolic process
Cellular component (GO): cytoplasm; intracellular membrane-bounded organelle
Molecular function (GO): iron ion binding; heme binding; oxidoreductase activity, acting on paired donors, with incorporation or reduction of molecular oxygen, reduced flavin or flavoprotein as one donor, and incorporation of one atom of oxygen
Source: RefSeq, a predicted model, not a curated record